Messenger RNA from Rana temporaria (common frog), 2719 nucleotides. RefSeq names its product dynein cytoplasmic 1 light intermediate chain 1 (gene DYNC1LI1). Gene Ontology annotation, cellular component: cytoplasmic dynein complex; centrosome. Gene Ontology annotation, molecular function: dynein heavy chain binding. The transcript has 13 exons. Gene Ontology annotation, biological process: microtubule-based movement; microtubule cytoskeleton organization. The record is from RefSeq and is a predicted model, not a curated record. Lineage: Eukaryota; Metazoa; Chordata; Amphibia; Anura; Ranidae. Bases 192 to 1721 code for a protein of 509 amino acids.
GCCCCGCCCAGUGCUCCUGUCUGCCGCCUGCCUCCUCCCCCUCCAUAGGGCUCCUGGUUCUUCUUCCCGGGGACCGCGCCUCAUCUAUUCAGCGGAAGGGUGGUCGAGACCAAAUCGUGGAGGGGGGGUGUUCCGCAGUCGAGCUGUCCUAAUUAGCGCACACACAGCUGUCAUAGGAAAGGAGCGCUAGGAUGGCAGCGGGGAGAGCCGCCUCUUACUCGUCUCCAUCCUCCAGCUUCAAUGCUGGCUAUGGGAACAGCCACAGCGGGGCGGCGGCCAGUGAGGAUGAAGAUGGACAGAACCUGUGGUCCUCCAUACUGAGUGAAGUUUCCACUAGGUCCCGUUCUAAGUUACCCUCUGGAAAGAACGUGCUGGUGCUUGGUGAAGAUGGAGCUGGCAAGACAAGUUUGAUAGGAAAGCUGCAGGGAAUAGAAGAGUACAAGAAAGGAAGAGGAAUGGAAUAUCUUUACAUUAAUGUCCAUGAUGAAGACAGAGAUGAUCAAACCAGAUGUAAUGUGUGGAUUUUGGAUGGUGAUCUUUAUCACAAGGGCCUGCUGAAGUUUGCCAUGGAUGUCGGUAGUGUCAGGGACACGUUGGUUAUGUUGGUGGUAGAUAUGUCGCGGCCUUGGUUGGCCUUGGAUUCACUUCAGAAGUGGGCCAGCGUUAUCCGUGAACACAUAGAUAAAUUAAAAAUCCCACCUGAAGAAAUGAGGGAGAUUGAAGAGAAAAUGGUUAGAAACUUCCAAGAAUAUGUAGAGCCUGGAGAUGACUUCCCUGCCUCGCCGCAGAGGAGGGGUACAUCCUCACAAGAGGAACGGGAUGACAGUGUGAUUCUGCCUUUGGGAGAAGACACCCUAACGCAUAACCUUGGCAUUCCUGUAGUAGUAGUUUGUACAAAGUGUGAUGCCAUCAGUAUUUUGGAAAAAGAACAUGAUUAUACAGAUGAGCACUUUGACUUUAUUCAGUCCCAUAUCCGGAAGUUUUGUUUACAGUAUGGUGCCGCACUAAUGUACACAUCAAUCAAAGAGAGCAAAAAUAUUGACAUUGUAUAUAAGUAUAUUGUUCAGCACUUAUAUGGAUUUCAUUUCAAUAUGCCUGCUGUGGUUGUGGAAAAGGAUGCAGUAUUUAUUCCUGCAGGAUGGGAUAAUGAGAAGAAGAUAGGAAUUUUACAUGAAAACUUUCAAACACUAAAACUAGAGGAUGCUUUUGAAGAUGUAAUCACGAAACCACCUGUGCGAAAGUUUGUGCAUGAGAAGGAGAUUGUAGCAGAAGAUGAUCAGGUAUUUCUUAUGAAGCAGCAGUCACAGUUGGCAAAACAACCACCAUCUUCAGCAGGACGACCAGAUGCGUCUCCAAGAGUGCCUGGUGGGUCUCCUAGGACACCCAGCAGAUCAGGAUCAUCUAACGUUACCAGUGUGUCGCCUGUCCCUGCUGGCACAAAGAAAAUUGAUCCCAACAUGAAAGCUGGAACAACAAGUGAGGGAGUUCUUGCUAAUUUCUUUAACAGCUUACUAAGCAAGAAAACUGGGUCCCCUGGGCCUGGGGGUACAGGCAGCCCUACAGUCAAUUCUGGAGGCAACAGCCUGCCAACAUCUGCCAAAAAAACAGGCCAAAAGCCAGUGUUAACAGACGUCCAAGCUGAACUGGAUAGAAUCUCUCGUAAACCUGAUCUUGUCUCCCCCACAUCGCCUACAUCCCCUACAGAAAAUGAAGCAUCUUGAAGGCUGGAGUUUCAUCUUUGGAGUUGUGUAAAACAGCCUCUGCCUUUUCCUUUCUCAGUGAUUGUGGAACCGCAGAGACAGAAACACUUUUUUUUUUUUUUUCCUUCAAAGUAAAGACACAAUGUUUUGAUAUGUUUAUCCCAAUUUACAAAAAAAUACCUUCGGGAUAAUGAAUAUUACUGGACUACUGUGGUUUUUUUUUUUUUUUUUAUGGCACAGAUCUACAUUUUUUUUUUUUCUUAUUUUACAUAUGUAAUUAUUAUUAUUCUCUUUUGUUUAAGCCACUGUUUGGUAAACAAUUCAGUUACUUUGAAUUAUGUAAAGAGAAAAAUAUAGAUGAGUAAAAAUUGCAAUCCCAUGUUGGGCUCCCAGUUUCAAAUACAAGCAGAACCUUUUUGAAAGCGGUAAAGUUUUUUGUGUCGCACAAAUAGAAGGGAAGAAGUUGAGUAUGUAUCCAGAAUUAGUCAAACAGGGGUAGUUUAAAAGUAGUGCAUGAAUUACACUCCUGUCUUGAUCUAGGGUGCCAGCCUGUGCAGAUUCUGUAGUUAGUCUGUCAUCGGGGCUGAUAAGGGUUCUGGGUAGAUGGAUCAGGACUGUUCUGGCGGUGCACCUUGGGCACACUAAUGAGAGUGUAACAUGAUAUACUCACCAUCUUUAUUGGGGAGUUCUACUUUUACGACAAUGAACAGAUUUUUGAUCUUGCAAUGAAAACUGGCAUUACUGAAUGUUGCUGCUGUGCUCACCGAUACAAUAACCUACGGUAUGGGGAGUUUUUAAUAUCAGAUUAUUGCAAGCACUGAAACGAUCAUGUUGUAUAAUUUAAAACAAAGGCAGAGAUUAGAGUCGGUGUGUUGUGUUAAACUAAUGUCUCCAGAUAUGUUUGUCUGACAUGUACAGAUCUGCACUAGCCGCUGUUUUCACUGGUUUACAAUGAUGGUUCAAACAGUCCUGUCUUCUACAAUCAAGUUAAUAAAGUUGUAUUUAUUCUCUGCAUAGAA